CCCUGGAAAACUCGUGAGCAUUCUCCCUGCCCUGCUGAGGCUGUCUGGGUCAGUCCCAGACUUUCCAAGCUCUUUUGUAUCUCUCUGGAAAGAGCAACAUGGCUGGUGAGUAUAAGCUCCUGCUUGAAGGCGCCCAACAGCUGGUGCUUGUCUGCACCAAAGGUGAGAAAUACCUCCUGGAAGCUGGCAUGCAACAUCUGGCCGUGCUGGAAAACGGCAGCGUGGUGAUUGGCAAAGAUGGUUGUAUAAAGGCUGUGGGCGACUCAAGAGCCAUUCGCAAGCAAUUUUCAGGAGCAUCUUUUGAAAAAAUCAUUGAUUGUUCAGGGAAAUGCAUCUUACCAGGUCUGGUAGAUGCACACACACAUCCUGUAUGGGCUGGUGACAGAGUCCAUGAGUUUGCGAUGAAGUUGGCAGGAGCUUCCUAUAUGGAUAUUCAUCAAGCAGGAGGAGGGAUACAUUUCACCGUGGAGCACACUCGGAAUGCCUUAGAAGAUGAGCUCUUCAGCAGCUUCAGACACCGGCUGCUACGCAUGCUCAGAGCAGGCUCCACUUUGGUCGAAUGCAAAAGUGGAUAUGGGUUAAACCUGGAAACGGAAGUUAAGAUGCUGAGAGUGAUUGAACGGGCUCGGCAGGAAUUGGACAUAGGCAUUUCCUCUACUUACUGCGGAGCUCAUUCUGUUCCUAAGGGGAAAAGUGCUAUUGAAGCCACAGAUGACAUUGUUAGCGUCCACCUUCCUAAACUGAAGCAACUGGAGCUUAAUGGUGAAAUUCAUAUUGACAAUAUAGAUGUUUUCUGUGAGAAGGGAGUCUUUGAUCUGCCUUCGACCCGAAGAAUUCUUCAGGCUGGGAAAGAUUUAGGGUUACAGAUCAACUUCCAUGGGGAUGAACUGCAUCCAAUGAAAAGCGCUGAGCUUGGAGCUGAACUAGGAGCUCAGGCUGUCAGUCAUCUAGAAGAAAUCAGCGAUGAAGGUAUUGCUGCAAUGGCCCAGGCAAAGUGUGCAGCUGUCCUGUUACCAACCACUGCCUAUAUACUGAGAUUAAAGCAGCCUCAAGCUAGAAAAAUGUUAAAAGAAGGAGUGAUUGUUGCUCUUGGCAGUGAUUUUAACCCAAAUGCUUAUUGCUGUUCCAUGCUCAUGGUUAUGCACCUGGCCUGUGUAAACAUGAAGUUGUCCAUGAAAGAGGCUUUAGCUGCUGCCACCAUCAAUGCGGCUUUUGCUCUUGGGAAAUCGCACAUGCAUGGCUCCAUAGAAACUGGCAAGCAAGGAGACCUCAUUAUCAUCAACUCACCAAGAUGGGAACACUUGAUUUACCAGUUUGGCGGCCAUCAAGAACUGAUUGAAUACGUAAUUGUUAAAGGAAAAGUUGUUUAUCAAAACGACAGUGUUCUGGGCUACUGAGGAAUUCCAGAAAGAAGAAAUACAGCAGUUGCCAGACUCCCUGAAGCAAACACGGGAUGAUAAUCAGCAGGGUCUCACAUCUAUAAGAUCAUACUUCCUUACUGGUCAAAGCUCAAUAAUUUCACCGGUUUUUAUUUUAGUUCUUUCUUUGUAUUUGCAUGAGGAACACUAGGCCAUAUUCAUCUGCCUGGUAGUUUCAUGGCACACUAGAAAAUAAACCUACAUGUAUGCAAACAA
This is a messenger RNA of Lacerta agilis (Sand lizard), 1634 nucleotides long. RefSeq names its product amidohydrolase domain containing 1 (gene AMDHD1). The coding region runs from base 99 to 1397 and encodes 432 amino acids. The transcript is spliced from 9 exons. Gene Ontology annotation, molecular function: imidazolonepropionase activity. NCBI's taxonomy places the organism in Eukaryota, Metazoa, Chordata, Lepidosauria, Squamata, Lacertidae. The record is from RefSeq and is a predicted model, not a curated record. Gene Ontology annotation, cellular component: cytoplasm.